Messenger RNA from Mauremys reevesii (Reeves's turtle), 4567 nucleotides. RefSeq names its product RAB37, member RAS oncogene family (gene RAB37). Gene Ontology annotation, molecular function: GTP binding; GTPase activity. The record is from RefSeq and is a predicted model, not a curated record. Lineage: Eukaryota; Metazoa; Chordata; Testudines; Geoemydidae. Gene Ontology annotation, cellular component: trans-Golgi network transport vesicle; dendritic spine; synaptic vesicle. Bases 306 to 1244 code for a protein of 312 amino acids. The transcript is spliced from 12 exons. Gene Ontology annotation, biological process: regulation of exocytosis; protein localization to plasma membrane; protein secretion.
AUUGAGACAGGCAGUGCCUGGGGAAGGGAAGCCACAGUGGAGCAGAGCACAUUGUGGUGGUAGAUCUGUGGAGCAUGGGGUCAGGUGCUCAGGGAAGCACCCCUGGGGCUGCUUCUCCAGGAAAGGAGCAGAGCUGACUGCAAUUGGGAAGCUGCUAGAAGCAGGAGCAGGAAUACCAGAGACCCCUUGGAGGGAUGGCCUGGAAACUUGAGAUGAAAAUUAUCUCCCCUGAGACUGCAACGAAGAUUCUCUUAGCUGUCUUCUCUACUCGCUCAAUGCAAAUGGAUUCAUGCUAUUGAUUUAAAAUGACUAUCCUGGUCGGAGACAGCGGAGUGGGGAAGACAUCACUGCUGGUUCAGUUUGACCAGGGCAAGUUCAUUCCCGGCUCUUUUUCUGCCACCGUGGGCAUCGGAUUUACGGUGAUGCUGCUCGGCGAUUCAGGCGUGGGGAAAACCUGCUUCCUGCUCCAGUUCAAAGACGGGGCCUUCCUCUCUGGGACCUUCAUAGCCACUGUCGGCAUAGACUUCCGGAAUAAAGUCGUGGCAGUGGACGGUGUGAAAGUAAAAUUGCAGAUCUGGGACACGGCAGGGCAGGAGCGAUUUCGUAGUGUGACCCACGCCUACUACAGAGAUGCCCAGGCUUUGCUCCUCUUUUAUGACAUCACCAGCAAAAUGUCCUUUGACAAUAUUCGGGCCUGGCUCACAGAGAUACACGAAUAUGCCCAAAAGGAUGUGGUCAUUAUGUUGUUAGGCAAUAAGGCUGAUGUGAGCAGCGAGAGAGUCAUCAGGAUGGAGGAUGGAGAGUCACUAGCCAGGGAAUACGGAGUGCCUUUCAUGGAGACCAGCGCCAAGACGGGCAUGAACGUGGAGCUGGCAUUUCUGGCCAUUGCCAAAGAACUCAAGCAGCGAGCUGUGCAGCAGCCGGACGAGCCCAGGUUCCAGAUUCAGGACUACAUAGAGUCACAGAAGAAAAAGUCCAGCUGCUGUUCCUUCAUAAAAUCUUACGAUGUGGGAGUCCAACCUUGGAGGAGUCACUCCUGGCAGCACAGCCAAUACCCUGCCUCUCGGGAGCAGCUUGCGUCAGCCUCGCCUGCAGAGCCCAGGACCCCAGUGAUCAGGACUCGGCUGGUUCGGCCUCCAAACAAGCCAGGGCCCAGUGUCUAUCUGGACUGGACCAAGACAAUGUUGGCAGCAUAUCCAGUGCCCCAUUUUCAGGACGGGACCGAGUCAUCCUCAGCAGCGUAGCCACGGCCCAGUAUCUAUCUGGAUUGGGCCAGGUCAGCACUGCUGCUCAGCCGGGGUUCCGCACCUUUCCAGUCCAGAGUCGCCACCUUUCUGACCAGUUUCCAUGGGACAUCUCUGCUCCGGAGUCUCCCCAGGCUGAGAGAGCCAGGCCAGUGAACAGAGCAGGAAGAACCAUUUCUCACUCUCUUGCAUUAGCAGGUGAAGUUUUCCUGCAGCGAAUGAAAUCAGCAGGAGUGUUUGCUAAAGGAAGAGGAAUGGGAGACCUUUUCCCUGUGAUGUCUGGUCCCUCCCCAUUCCCCUCACCUCCCCCAGGCCCCUGCAGCUGGGCUGUCUCGUGUGCCCACCUCCUCCUGCCGCUGAGCAUGUCCCAAGCAAAGGACUUGGGGUGUGCAGUGUUAUUACAGUGCCUGUUAUGCUGGAAGAAAGCUGCCUAUUGUGGAUAGUGGAGAGGAAGGAGAUCGCUAUCUAUUUUUCUGACUUUAAAAAGAAAUGUUUCAAAUCUGCUCUUAUUUAUAUUUAUCUCAGCCUAGAUUGCUAUUUAAUCCUUUACGAGAGACCAAGUCCAGCAUGGCACGGACACGCUGUGGACCCUGCCCUGCUCCUCUUCUAAAGCAUUAGCACCCGCGCUGCUAAGGUGGGGGUGAGCAUGGAGCCAGCAUUGCCAGCCUGUUUGGAAAAAGGCUGUGGCCACUUGCUGCGGAAUCCACCUCCUGGCAGCCACCAGGACAGGGGAGGUCUUAUUCUGCCAGCUCAGGCCAUUGCACUCCCCUGGCCGCUCUCCUACAGAUGGAGCUAGGAGCUGCGCCUCUUGCUGUUGAACUAAAACUGCUGAAAAUUAAGGGCCUGAUCCGAAGCCCACUGAUGCCUUUGAGAGUCUCCCCGUUGAUUUCACUGGGCUCUGGAUCAGGCCCUAAUUGCUGAACGACCUGGUGUUUUGUGCUCUCAAAGGCAACCCCCUGCUGCCUCUCUCCGGGCGUGUUCAAAUACCCUUGAAGCUGUGACACAAAUUGGUCCCAUCUCUCUCCCCAUUGCACCCCCGUAAGCCCGGCUAUUGCAGCACAUGUGGUGCCUUUGAUUGCGCAGCAUUGUGAAGGCCCUGGAGCUCACCAGGGAAACACAGGGCAAAGGAGCGAUCUGGGUCUUGCCUUUGGUUUGGUUUUCCUCAGGAGUGCUCAGGGAAUUGAUCACAGGGCACAGGGCCUUUGACCUCUAGGCCACCAGCUCAGCUUCCAUUGGAAUUCUUACUGAAGCCCAGGAAGAGAUUCCCACUGGCUGGAGUGAGAGGCGGAUCCAGUUGAAAGGCAGCUGUGCUGGUGGUUACCACUGUCUGCUGGCUCUGGGGAGUAGCCUGUGUGAAAUGAGUCUCUGGCCGGUUCCUACGAGACGGGUGUGCACAGUACAGAAAUAACCCUUGCAUUUGGCACCGAGUUGCCAGCAGAGCGGCCAAGCUCCACAUAGGCACGGAGAGCAAGUUCCCCUUCUACUCCCAGACAUAUUGAUGGGAGAUAGUGGGAGAAGGCCCCUCCCCACUGCCUACACAGUAGCUCUUUUGUCGGUAGCUAGAGACCGUCCGUCUGCCAAGCUCUCGAGCCAGCACUUCAACAGCUCUUCUUUUUUAGAGUUUCCUGACUGUGGCCCAUGUGUGUCACCUUUGCCAUGAUUUUACCAUUUGUCUGGUUUUCAUUUUCCUUUCUCUAGUGAAAGCUGCAAACCCCGUGUGAUUCCUGUGGCCCCAGUCAGCAAGGCACUGAAGCACAUGCUUUACGUGAGUCCCAUUGACUUUGCUGAAUUGGGGCCCUGAGAGUGACUGUGCGUCACUCCCUCCAAGUACCUGUCUCGUCUGUGUGUGCAGCACCUGUCACAUGCCUGUUGUAUAUAAGGGUACGGAAUAAUUACCCAUUAGAGUUACUGGGCCAAUAUUUCUUUUGUCCAUAUGCUUAAAAGAACCACAAAGGCCGUCCCUCCAGGAACUGGAACUUAUAAGGAAAGUCAAUUUAUUUGACCCCUGAACAGCAAAAGCUAUGUCUACACUACAGACUUCUGCCAGCAUAGAAAUAUUGGGAAGAGAUGUGAUCCCUGACCAGCAUAGCUGUGCUGGCCAAGUUCUAUAGCGUAAACACAAUUAUACCAGCCAAACUGCUUUUACCCGUGUAGCUUGUUUCACUUGGGCGGUGUGGUUUCACUCUACUGGUACAAAGCCCAGCCGUGCUGGUAGAGCUGUGUCCAUAAGGAGCGCUUUGCUGGUAUAACAUACCAGUAUUCCUACAUCAGUACCGUGCUCCUAGUGUAGACAAGGCCUAACUCACACUGAGGCCAGUAGGACCACUGCAGUGACAGAGGUUAGCAGGAAUUGGCUCUAGUUGGUCACAUUGGCUAUUAUGCUCUGUCAGAUGAGAUCAGACUUUUGCAGGAAUAAAUAUUUCAGCAGCAUGCGCCUCAUCACAGCAGUGCCCUGUAAUUAUUAGUAUCAUCUAGGGCAGUGCCCUGAUGAUGUUAAUAAGCCCAUGGAUGGGAGGAUUGACUUCACACUGAAAUGCUUUAACUAAUAAUUAAAUGCUCUAGAGAGGAAGCACAAACGUCGUUUGCCAAACCGGUGCGGGAGUUAGCCUGUAGAACAGCAUGUUAGAGAAAUCAGGGAGAUCUUUCAUGAUUGUGUCACUUUCUGAUUUGUCCAUUACUUGCAUGUUGGAUUUUUUAUUCCUGUAGUUGAAUUUGGUGCAUCUUAUACACAGUUCUCCUCAUCCAGUCAGUCAGAGCGUCGCACUAGCCUGAACAGUUCUCUGGACACAGGGCCCUGCUAAUUGUUUCCCCUUGACUUGAAAUCUCAGGAAUGUUUUCUUCACAGGGUGCAAGGCCGUGACCUCCCCCUGUGCUUUGCCAGAGAUGGGCAUUACCGAUUUCACCCUCAACUCUGCACCUGUGCCCCGCACUCAGCACAAGAAGGAAGGAUCAUGUGGGGAUUUAAACUUGCACCAAGUCCUCAUGUUAGUCUAUGUAACGUGCUGCUGAGCUCUCUGAAGAGGGAGCGCAGUAUCUGGGAGGCUAAUUCCUGGUCCAGAUUAAGGCUUUGAAUCAGAGCAGAGGCGAUAACACAGGAGAUUUAUAAACUCCCACCUAUGAACGUUGUUUGCCUUUUCUUUUUGUCUAUGUAUAUAAUGCAAAUCUUUCUUCCUGUCAUUGUCAGGUAUCAGAUUAAACCCACUCUGCAAAGAACUGAUGCCUCAGACACCUCGAUCAGCAAACACUUUAUAUCGUGCUUGCCUGUGAAUUUUGUGGGCUUGAUCUUGACCCCUCCAAAAUCAGUGGGAGUUUUGCCACUGAGG